Messenger RNA from Suhomyces tanzawaensis NRRL Y-17324, 897 nucleotides. Its product is annotated as mitochondrial 37S ribosomal protein PET123. Bases 1 to 897 code for a protein of 298 amino acids. The record is from RefSeq and is a predicted model, not a curated record. NCBI's taxonomy places the organism in Eukaryota, Fungi, Ascomycota, Pichiomycetes, Serinales, Debaryomycetaceae. The transcript has a single exon.
AUGGGUAAAGGUGUUCUCAAAUACGGAGGAAAGUCCGGUAUUCUCCCCAAGGUGCGUCCUGUGUUUAAGAGGUUUCCCAUAGCACCCAAAAACCCCGAUCAAAUCGCCAAAGAAUCCAAGGUAUCGCAAGGUUACGCUGAAGGUGUGCCAUUGCCCAUCAAGAAAGGAUUCACCUUCCACAGAGAGCCAGUGGAAAAGAAAGUGGUGACAGUUGAAGAAAGAAUCAAGAGAAACAUCGAGGACAGACGCCCCAACGUCGACGAGAGCUCCUUGAGCCAAGAACAGUUAUGGCAAUUGAAGAGAGAUGAGAUCCGCAGGGACUACUUGAAACAAGCAUACUUGACGGAAGCCGAGAGAUUGAAGAAGCUCGAGGAGUACAAGGCCAAGGCAGCCGAGAGAGAGCAGGCCUUUGCCGAUUCGCAUGUUUACGAAGAGUCCGCUGCCUCCAAGUUGACCCUCCCCACCAUAGACAGCUACUUGCAGGGCCCCAUCAUGAGACAAAGAACCGAAGAAGAGCAAUUACUCGUGGAGGAGCAAAGAACAUUGAACCGCAAGACCACCGAAUUGCAGAUCAAGGAAGAGAAGGCCAACAAGUUGCUCGACUUGUACCACGCAGCAUCCAACUUCAUCACCACCGAAGAAGAAUUGGAGGCUGCCAUCAACGAAGCAUUCGAGGUUAAUUUCAGUAAGUUCGAUGGAAGCCAGAGUAUUGUUGAAAGCAGAUUGGUUUCGUCUGGUACUGGAUACGCCAACAUCGACUUUAACGAGAGAAUCAUCGCCGACGAAGUAUUAGGUGAGAUUAGUGGCAAGCCUGGCUUGCAAGUCAUCAAGGACACCUUGAGUGGAGAGGGCGAGAAGUUGAAGAGAGAAGCUCAAGUUGCCGUCAACCAGGAAUAA